This is a messenger RNA of Cynocephalus volans (Philippine flying lemur), 3678 nucleotides long. RefSeq names its product NHS like 2 (gene NHSL2). Gene Ontology annotation, biological process: cell differentiation. The record is from RefSeq and is a predicted model, not a curated record. Lineage: Eukaryota; Metazoa; Chordata; Mammalia; Dermoptera; Cynocephalidae. The transcript is spliced from 8 exons. Bases 1 to 3678 code for a protein of 1225 amino acids.
AUGCCGUUCUACAGGCGCACGGUGGUGCCCCAGCGCCUGUGCCCGCGCAAUCCGCCGCAGCCGCCGGCCGAGCUCCGCGACGUGAGCCACCUGGCCGCGCUCAGCCUGCUCCGGCAGCUCGCCGACCUCUGUGGCCACUCGCUGGCUCUGCUUGAGGACCUCGAGGGGCACCUGCUGGCCCUGGGACGCCGCACCGACAGCCUAUACGGGCGCACCGUGCGCCUCCGCCGCCGCCUUCCCUGCCGCCUGCUUGGCCCGGAGGACGAGGAGGAAGAGCUAGCUGCAGCUAACUCGGGUCGGGAAAAUGCGACAGCGACCGCCCACUCGAGGUCGUCAUGGCGACAGCCAGUGAACGUGUUCCUCUCCUCGGGCAGGCCCCCGAGUGUAGAGGAGCUGCUUCGCGAGGCGCAGCUCAAUCUCCAGAGCCUGUUGCAAGAAGAAUAUGAGGAACAGUACUCGGAAGCCAGACUUCUGGGGCAGACCUUCCGCUCUUCUGAGGAGGCCCCUCAGCCCAGCCCCAGCCCAAGGCCCCACUCUGCCAAGCGUCUGGAGUUUGUACUGAUGCCUACAAAACGACAGCUGAGUGAAGAUGAGACCACCACCCAGGGUGUGAGGGCCCCUGAGGCCUCCCUGAGCCUGUCUACCACAGCCGGCAAGCAAACUGCCUGGAAUAGCCCCUUCCCUCUGCCCAUCCUAGAGGAGAAGCGGUGGCCUCAGCCUUGCUCCACACAAUCUGACAUUGUGCCCAUCAACAUCUCUGGGCAGCAGUUUGAUAAGCAUGCAAGUUUGCGACACUCGUUGUUUAACACAGAGACAGCCGUGAACCCCAAGUCCACCCUGAGGCGGAGGCGGACCAUUAUUGGAUUCUCUAACUUUUCCAAGCGAGACCAAGGUCACAGCAGCAGCCCGGCAGGCAGUGUGGCCCGUUCUGCCACGUCAGACAUCAGACCCAGUCACUCAGUGCCGGAAGGUGUUCAUGGAAGAGUUGCAGUGGGUCAGGAAGCUCAGUUCCCAAAUCUCACCUCACCAGUACUGAGAGAGCCUUCUAGUGAUCUGGAAGAGCCUCAGCAGGCACACGGUGGCCCCAACCCUCCUGGCAUGGAGAGCAUGGGAGUGGUGUACAGCAUCCCCAGUUCUUGCAAUGGACCAACAGAAUCAACAUUCUCCACUUCCUGGAAAGGAGAUGCUUUUACUUACAUGACUCCAAGUGCCAACAGCCAGAGCAAUCAAGUCAGUGAAAAUAGAAAAUAUCCUUCCUCUGGGAAUUCUUGGGUCUCUCUGAACACAUUCCCCGCUGUGGUUCCUAAGGAGGCUGCUCCCCUCUUUGUCGCUCGUGAUAGCCCAGCAGGAUGCAGUGGGCUGGCUGGCUACUCUGAACACUCUACCCAACGAAUGCAAGUACUGGAAAGACCCGCCAAGACUGGCCUUCUAACUGGUGGUACUUCACGGCUGGAGACAGGCCCAGGUGGGGCCAGCAGGUUCCGGGAGCGGUCACUGUCCGUGCCCACAGAUUCAGGCACCACAGAUGUGAAUUAUGAUGAGGAGCAGAAGGCCAGUGAAGCCUGUGCCCUGCCUUAUGCCAGUACAAGUUCUGAGGGGAGUAACAGUGCUGACAACAUUGCCUCCCUUAGUGCCGAACAGGAGGCCCAGCACAGAAGACAGAGGUCCAAGAGUAUCUCACUCAAGAAGGCCAAAAAGAAGCCCUCCCCACCAACCCGCAGCGUCUCACUGGUCAAAGAUGAGCCGGUCCUCUUGCCAGAAGGUGGGUCAGCACUACCCAAGGACCAGAGGCCCAGGAGCCUUUGCCUCUCCUUGGAACACCAAGGACAUCAUUUGUCCCAUCCAGAUGCUCAGGGUCACCCAGCUGUGCCAGCCCUCAAAGAUCCAGAAGGUACACAAUUCUCCCACCACUGGUAUCUUACUGACUGGAAAUCUGGUGACACCUACCAAUCCUUGUCCAGCUCCAGCACUGCCACCGGCACCACAGUCAUUGAGUGCACCCAAGUUCAGGGCAGUUCAGAGUCUCUUGCCUCCCCUUCCACCUCCAGAGCCACUACACCUUCCCAGCUCUCCAUCGAGGUGGAGCCCAGGGAGGUAUCUUCCCCAGGAAGGCCCACUGGACUGAUGUCACCCUCCAGUGGAUAUUCCAGCCAGUCAGAGACACCAACACCCACUGUCUCCAUGUCCUCGACCCUUGGCCACUUACCCCCACCAAGCAGCAGUGUCCGGGUACGGCCAGUGGUACCUGAGAGAAAGUCAUCAUUACCCCCGACAUCACCAAUGGAGAAAAUUCCCAAGUCACGGCUAUCGUUUGACUUACCAUUGACCCCUUCGACCAACCUGGACCUGUCUGGGAUGAGUAUCUCCAUCCGAAGCAAAACCAAGGUGAGCCGGCAUCACUCAGAUACAAAUUUUGGGGCCAAGUUGGCCCAGAAAACUAGUCCCAACCAGCCAAUCAUGCCCAUGGUUACUCAGUCUGACCUACGUUCUGUUCGCCUGAGGUCAGUCAGCAAGUCUGAGCCAGAAGAUGACAUUGAGAGCCCUGAGUAUGCUGAGGAACCCAGAGCAGAAGAAGUCUUCACCUUGCCAGAGAGAAAGGUGAAACCUCCCAUAGCUGAGAAGCCUCCGCUUGCCAGAAGGCCUCCAAGCUUGGUCCACAAGCCACCAUCUGUCCCUGAGGAGUACCCACUAACUUCGCCUACCUUGGUUAUGACCCCCAAGAGCUCAAUUCAACACGUGAGGCCACUCCCUCAAGACAGCUACACGGUGGUGCGGAAACCAAAGUCCUCCAGCCUCCCAGAUGGCAGGAGCCCAGGGGGGUCAACCACACCCUCAUCUGUUGUUUUCACAUCUUUUGGCAGUUCCUCUGGUGCUUUCUUCUCAGGAACACAGCAACCUCUCCAAGGAAGUAUGGAGGAUGAGGGCCCCAAGACGAGAGCCCUGCCUGAAAGAAUUAGCCUCCAGAGCCAGGAAGAAGCUGAGAAAAAGAAAGGCAAGAUUCCACCUCCUGUACCAAAAAAGCCCAGCGUGCUGUACCUGCCUCUCACCUCACCCGCAGCUCACGUGGAGGCCUACAUGGCAGAACCAAGGCUGCCUCUCAGCCCCAUCAUCACCCUGGAGGAAGAUGCCAAGUGUCCCCCCUCUGGCGAUGACCUGCAAUCACCUGGCGAAAGGACAACCUCAGCUCCGCAGGCUGCCAGUGAAAGCGAGGCAAGCCCUCCGGGGAGUUCUGUGGAACAAAGCACAGAAGAAAAAAGUUUAAUCAGUGAUAAAACAGCUGAAUGGAUUGCAGAGGAUGAUGAUGACGUGUUUGUGGCUUCACGCACAACUGAAGAUUUAUUUACUGUGAUACACAGGUCCAAAAGAAAGCUGCUUGGCUGGAAGGAGCCUGGUGAGGCCUUUGCCGGUGGCAGACUGAGCUCCCAUUCACCAAUAAAGAAUACAGCCGAUUCUCCAAUCAGUGAGUCUGCUGCCGCCACAGGGUCAGGCAGCAGUGCCAACCUAGAUGCUGGCAGAAACGAUGAUUUCAAGGCCUUGCUACAGAAGAAGGGAAGUAAGGCAACUCCCAGGUCCCGGCCCUCAGCAGCCGAAUUGCUGAAGACCACUAACCCACUGGCUCGGAGAAUUAUUGCACAAUUUUCAAAAGACUAUGAAACCACCGAUAACCCCAGUACCUAA